This is a messenger RNA of Acanthopagrus latus (yellowfin seabream), 1663 nucleotides long. RefSeq names its product homeobox D3a (gene hoxd3a). NCBI's taxonomy places the organism in Eukaryota, Metazoa, Chordata, Actinopteri, Spariformes, Sparidae. The record is from RefSeq and is a predicted model, not a curated record. Gene Ontology annotation, biological process: regulation of transcription by RNA polymerase II. Bases 342 to 1538 code for a protein of 398 amino acids. Gene Ontology annotation, molecular function: DNA-binding transcription factor activity, RNA polymerase II-specific; RNA polymerase II cis-regulatory region sequence-specific DNA binding. Gene Ontology annotation, cellular component: nucleus. The transcript is spliced from 4 exons.
UCCUUCCAUUCUUUCGGGAAUACUGUCUCCACUGGUAUAUGGAAAUGUCUGAAAAACAGCAAGAUCAGGUUUAGGACAGCAUUGUCUACAGACAAAGGGUGAAGGAUUUAUUCUAGAGACUGCGUGGAAAGGAACUGAUGCUGAGAGGGGGGACCGCUUUAUGAUGAAUUGAUUCGCAGGUCGAGGCGGCAGCGGUGAUGAAUGCGUGAGGGAUAUAAAACAGAUUUGCGCAGAUUUCGGUCACAGACUGGAGCAACGGUGGGAAACACCAAUCACGUGAAUAAACAACACCCAUGCCAUUGGAUAGAGUCGCACUUCCUUAUUGGCUUUGAAUCCGCAAAAUGCAGAAAGCAACGUACUACGAUAACUCUGGACUUUUUGGAGGCUACACCUACCCCAAACCUGACUCCUACAGCUAUGGCCCCGCACACCAGUCCUACCCCGCUGCCAGCAUCGACAGUGACUACCAGGGCCCGGUGUGUCCCAUCCAGACCUCCUCCGUCCGGCCACCGACCCUCAAGGACAGUGACCUGAACGGGGACUGCAUGCGGCAGAGCAGCAGUCAGAGCAGCAGCAGCAGCAGCCAGGCGACGAGCAUCGUGGAGCAGCAGGCUCCACCGCUGUCCGCUUCCUCUCCCAGCCCCAACAGCUCCGCGACCCAGAAGAAGAAGUCUCCAUCCGGCGGCGGCGCCUCCAACAGCGCCACACCUGCCCUCACCAAGCAGAUCUUCCCCUGGAUGAAGGAGACCCGGCAGAACGCCAAGCAGAAGAGCAACAACUGCACCACCUCAGGUGGAGAGGUGAGUGAUGAGAAGAGCCCGCCGGGACCGGCCUCCAAGCGGGUCAGAACUGCCUACACGAGCGCGCAACUUGUGGAGCUGGAGAAGGAGUUUCACUUUAACCGCUACCUUUGUCGCCCACGGAGGGUGGAGAUGGCGAACCUGUUGAACCUCACCGAGCGCCAAAUAAAGAUCUGGUUUCAAAACAGGAGGAUGAAAUACAAAAAGGACCAGAAGUCUAAAGGGCUCGCGCACUCCCCCCUGGGACACUCCCCGGACAGGAGCCCGCCGCUGAGUGGCCCGAAUCACAUUGGAUACUCGGGCCAGCUCCAGAACGGCCUCAGCUAUGACGCGCCCUCGCCCCCGUCCUUCGCCAAACCCCAGCAGAACAUGUACGGCUUGGCCGCGUACACGGCGCCCUUGGGUGGCUGCAUCCCGCAGCAGAAGAGGUACCCGGGCGCCGAGUACGAACACCACGGCAUGCAGAGCAACGGCGGCUUUGCCAACGCCAAUUUGCAAGGCAGCCCCGUUUACGUGGGUGGGAAUUUUGUUGAUUCCAUGCCAGCCUCGGGCCCCAUGUUCAACCUCGGCCAUCUUCCCCACCCCUCAUCCACCAGCGUGGACUACAGCUGUGCCGCUCAGAUCCCAGGAAACCACCAUCAUGGACCCUGUGAUCCCCAUCCCACAUACACAGACCUCACCUCUCACCAAGCGUCUCAGGGAAGGAUUCAGGAAGCGCCUAAACUCACGCAUUUGUAAUAUGUGGUUCCGGUGUGUGUGUGUGUGUGUGUGUGUGUGUGUGUGUCUGUAUGUGUGUGUGUUUGUGUGUGCGCGUGUCUGCGUGCGUGUGUAUGUGUGCCAAAAUUAUGUUGCGCUCUUUUUAU